GUCUGCUUAGCCAUCGUCAUCGAGCUAAGAAUUUUACAUCAAUUCACUGUUCGUCGUGCUCCCAGACAUUUUCGAGCUCAGAGGUCUUCGAUCAGAAGUGAAGGAUCGAGAAUUUUGCACAAGAUUUUGAGACGUCCCGUGCGGAAUGGAGAACGCCGACGUCUUUUUGGGUUUACACGACUUUCUUGAGCGCAUGCGUCGACCAACAGCCUCGGAUUUCGUCAAAUCCAUUAAGAGCUUUAUUGUGUCAUUUUCAAAUAAUGCUCCUGACCCUGAAAGGGAUAGUGCUUCCGUCCAAGAAUUCUUUACCAAAAUGGAGGGAUCUUUCAGAGCUCAUCCGCUUUGGUCUGGUUGCUCGGAAGAAGAACUGGAAAGUGCUGGUGAGGGAUUGGAGAAGUAUGUCAUGACAAAGUUAUUUUCUCGAGUAUUUGCUUCAUUUGCAGAUGAUGUCAAAAGAGACGAACAACUUUCUGAAAAAAUGGCACUGAUUCAACAGUUUAUUAGGCCAGAAAAUUUGGAUAUCAAACCAAAUUUCCAAAAUGAAACAUCAUGGUUGCUUGCUCAGAAAGAACUCCUGAAGAUUAACAUGCACAAAGCUCCAAGAGACAAGCUUGUGUGUCUUCUCAGUUGUUGUAAGGUCAUCAGUAACCUGCUACUUAAUGCUUCUAUUGCUUCAAAUGAGAAUCCUCCGGGGGCUGAUGAAUUCCUUCCCGUCCUCAUUUAUGUUAUCAUAAAGGCAAACCCUCCACAACUGCACUCAAAUUUAUUGUAUAUACAACGAUACAGGGGACAAUCCCGAUUAACUGGGGAAGCAGCAUAUUUUUUCACAAAUAUACUCUCUGCCGAGUCCUUUAUCUCAAACAUUGAUGCAAAUGCCCUCUCAAUGGAAGAAACUGAGUUUGGAAAAAACAUGGAAUCUGCUCGAGCACUCCUAUCUGGGCUCUCUAGUGAUGUUCAAGCCCUUUCUAACAAAAGUAACUUGGAUGAAGGGGUUGUCCCUUAUUCAGAACCUGUAGAAACCAGUUCUCAAGCUUCAAAUGCUGGUGUUGGCCCUGCAGUUAGACCUAAGUUCACUGUAGCAAAGCCCAGAACUGAGGCAUCACAUGCCAAGGAUCAGUCAACAGUAAUGGAAGUUCCAUCCCUCUCAGAUUUGGAGAAUAAGGGAGCAGCUAUUCUUUUAAAUGAUCACACAGGAGGUAGGCAAGCCUUCCGAGAUUAUCCAUAUUUGUUUGCCCAAGCUGGGGAUCUUACAUUUAAUGACGUAGAAGAGCUUCUGAGUCAAUACAAACAACUUGUUUUCAAGUACGUUUCCCUUUCUAAAGGACUGAAUCUCACAACUGCAUCUGCAUCUUUGUCAAAUUCUGAAAUGCACUCCCAACCUCAUCACGAGUCUCUUAAAGAAUUUGAAGAUGUUAGAGAUGUGACAUCAAAUGAUGAGUCAGCCGGAGAGCCACAUAGGAUAAUUGAUGGCUCAGAUGGAACCUCACUGUUCGGAGAAGAAAACGACGAGACAAGGUAACGACGAGACGCCCCAAUCCUAGCAUCUCCCCAACAACUUCUGAUCUGAUCUUAGGUAGAUGACGAGGAGUAUGGCAAUGAAAAGCAACAAUAAUUUAGCUUAAUGUUGGACCUGUCGGUGGAUAGGAAAUCAGAUCUCCCCCACGAAGACAAACUAAUGGCGACCGGACUGACAAUUUGUUCCUGGCUUGUUUCCACAAGUAUGUCUCUCUAUUUUCCCUCCACUUGUCACAUUGUAGCAAUUUCAUUGAUAAAUUUAUAGAUUGAAAAGACUUAGAAUUUUAUAUCAAUACACGUUCGAUUCUUAUGAUCUC
Messenger RNA from Cucurbita pepo subsp. pepo (vegetable marrow), 1832 nucleotides. Its product is annotated as vacuolar protein sorting-associated protein 9A. Gene Ontology annotation, biological process: vesicle-mediated transport. NCBI's taxonomy places the organism in Eukaryota, Viridiplantae, Streptophyta, Magnoliopsida, Cucurbitales, Cucurbitaceae. Gene Ontology annotation, cellular component: cytosol; endocytic vesicle. The record is from RefSeq and is a predicted model, not a curated record. Gene Ontology annotation, molecular function: small GTPase binding; guanyl-nucleotide exchange factor activity.